Molecule: messenger RNA, 3698 nt
Organism: Eurytemora carolleeae
Lineage: Eukaryota; Metazoa; Arthropoda; Copepoda; Calanoida; Temoridae
Product: patched domain-containing protein 3
Exons: 7
Coding region: 111-2960 (949 amino acids)
Cellular component (GO): membrane
Source: RefSeq, a predicted model, not a curated record
CGAUCUCUAAAUUAAACUAUUUAUGAAGAAAUUUAGUGAAAGGCUUUAACAUUAGUACUAAUAGAUAGUCAAAAUGUUUCUGUAAGUGGAGUGUAACAUAAGGGGAUGCCAUGACGAAGGAGAUCUCAGAGAGAAGAGCUGAAUCUGCUCCGGGUUUACUCAAUAAACUCCAGGGUUCAACACUCCGGAUUCUAGAGGACGUUUUUCAAUCCUACGGAGAAUUUGUUGCAAGACAUCCUGUCAUAGUGAUAUUAAGUUGUGUGGCUCUAACUUGUGUGUGCGGAGGGGGACUAUAUUGGUUCAGAGCUGAGAAUGAAGGAGUUAAACUAUGGAUCCCAUAUAACUCCGACUACAGGCUAAAUAAUGAUUGGAUGUUUGAGAAUUAUCCCAGGGAUCUUAGAUUCAACAGUCUUAUCCUCACAGGAGAGAAUGUACUUACAGCUCAGGUUCUUAGAACUAUGUAUAGAGUGAGUAAGUCUAUCCGAACAAUGCGGAAUAUUAACAACGAGACCUGGGACGAUCAUUGUAUGAAGAGACCUGUGAUUAAAGUUCCGUCAUUGUUCGAUAUUUUCGGCCGGAAGAGGAGGGAGAUUAAGUUUGAUGAUGAUCUGUUCGGAGACGAAUUUGACGAGGAAAAAGAUACAGUUAUUACUGAUCCACUUAAAUUAGCAACUCAAUUUAGUAUUGAUGAGUAUCCUGACCCGUACUGUGGAAUAGUGACCGGCAUGCCGCUAGCUUGCAUGGAGUUGAGUAUUCUAGAACUGUUUGGACAAGGAGGAGAUUAUGAUGAGAGAACCGACGAUGUAAUGGAGACACUGACAGAUGAAAUAGUUCUAGAUGUGAUCAAUAAUAAGAACGUGAGCGGAAUCUUUCUCACCCCUUAUAAUUUCACAAGUUAUUUAUCUAAUAUUGAAUACAAUACACAAGGUGAAAUUAUCGGAGCAAAGGCAACCUACAUUAUCUGGUUAGGGAGGAUGAAUAUGACCGAAGCUAAAUUGAACCCUGCUCCGGGACGAGGUGAACCCAUCUCCAUGUCUAUGCUGCAAUGGGAAGGAGAUAUGUUGGAGGUUAUGCUCAACAAAUCUGAUUAUCCGAAAGGAUUAGAAUCAUUUCCUAAUGUUGCGCGGAGUUUUGGAGAUAUCGCCGGUUCAACAAUCAUCGGAGAUAUCACAUUCUUUGUUGCCGGGUAUAUAAUGAUGUUUACCUACGUUCAAAUAAUGUUGGGUAAAUUCUCCUGCGUAGAGCACCGAACCUACCUAUCUACAGUAGGGAUAUUAGGGGUUAUCAUGGGGAUAAUAGUUUCCUAUGGUAUUUGCUCCGCUGCUGGUCACUUCUAUGGUCCUAUGCACUCAGUUAUGCCGUUCCUCAUGUUAGGAAUAGGCAUAGAUGACAUGUUUGUCAUCAUACAGUGCUGGGACACCCUCUCUGAGGAGGAGAAGAAGGAGAACUUGGUCAAGAGAUUUGGAUUUCUAAUGAAGCAGGCUGGAGCAGCAAUAACUGUUACGUCAGCAACUGAUGUUAUAGCUUUCGGGGUCGGAGCAUUCACUAUCCUUCCAGCUCUUCAGUCCUUCUGUAUAUACGCAGCCGUAGGUAUAGUCGCAACAUUUGUUUUCCAGUCUUCAUUUUUCCUUGCUUGGAUGAACCUUGAUCAAAGAAGGAUUGAAUCCAAUAGAAACGGUUGUUGUCCCUGCUAUGUACACCCAGAAACUAACAAUCAAACCCAAGAAAGAAAAGGUGCAUUGCAGAGAGUAUUUAAGAAAUAUGCCGAAUACCUCAUAAAAACCCCAGUGAAGAUUUCUGUUCUACUCGUAGCGCUUGUUUUAACUGGGUUCGGAGUUUACGGAAACGUUCUGCUCCGACAAGAGUUCGAUCCAACCUGGUUUCUUCCCCAGGAUACUUAUAUUGCACAGUGGUUCGUCAACAAUAAGAUGUACUUUCCGUCCUCAGGAGAGCGAGGAACUAUUUAUUUCAGCGGAACCGAGUUACCUGCGGAUAUUGAUAAGAUUGAGAAACUAUCCCAGGAUCUAAGAGAACAGACUGAUAUUAUUGUUAAAUCUGACGCCUGGACCCGUCCAUACAUAGAUUAUCUUCAGAAACUUAACUACACGGAGAAACCGUCUAAAUUAAACAAGACGGCAUUCAGAUCUUCUCUGUCUCAGUUCUUGUUUAGUCCUGUCGGAGCUGUUUAUAGGAACGGGUUCAAUUUCAAGGAGCAACUGGAGUGUGGAGAACUUGCUUCUGAAGUUCAGCUGAGUGAGAUUACGUACACACACAGGUUGAUGAACGGUCCAGAGGAACAUGUUCCAGCCAUGAACCGAGUCAAGAAUAUUAUUGAAUCAGCAAAUAUAUCUGGGAAAGUGUUCGCAAUGGCCAUGGGUUACGCUACGUGGGAAACUGACGAGAUCAUAUCUUUAGAAAUCUACAGAAACAUGGCGCUGGCCAUUGUUUGCGUGUUCAUUACAACCUUGCUCUUCAUCAGCAACCUGGGGGGAUCCUUGCUUAUCCUGGUGUGCGUUUGUUUAACUCUGGUUGAUGUUGGAGGAUUUAUGCACUUCUGGGGACUCACAAUAGAUACUGUCUCAUGCAACAACCUCAUCAUAGCAAUAGGAUUAUGUGUUGACUACUCGGCUCACGUGAUGCAUCGGUUUCUCACUGAACAGGGUCCGCGGGAAGACCGUGUUGUCCAAACUGUCUCUAACAUUGGUCCUGCAGUUUUCAAUGGAGGAGUUUCAACCUUCCUCGCCUUCGUCCUGCUGGCCACCUCCAGAUCUCACGUCUUCUCCAGCUUCUUCAAGAUCUUCUUCCUGGUAGUUAGUUUCGGACUGUUCCACGGGUUGGUCGUGCUCCCAGUUAUACUCAGCUUUAUUGGUCCUGAUUCAGCACACUACACGCUAGUAACCAGGACAGAUAUUCAACUCAAAUCCAAAGAAAAAGAAAAUCCUGGGGAAAUAGCUCUUUAGUCUUGCUCCAGGAUAUGAUCAUUUACUCAUUAUGUUUAUUUGUUUUGUUUAUUAGUUGUUAGUUUAAAUCUGUUUUGUUAUUUGUAUGAUCUGAUCUUAGCAACUUACAGGGUAUUAUGUUAUAUUUCUUGUGUGCCGUCUUUCAUGAAAAUUUUAUCUGAAAGGUUGGUGAAACGAGUCCAUUCAAUUUUGAGUCCAAUGCUUAGGGUCCAGAACAUUUUGGCUUCCAGCUGAUCCGAUUCCGAAGCAUUUGAACAAUCUUCACAGUUUACACAAAUCAAGUUCUACCUAUAAGUUCUGAUUUAUGGUUUUUCAAACGUAAGUAGACAUUAUAUUGCUUGGGACACGACAAACCAACCUUUCAACCCUCUCUCGCACAGAGUUAGUUAAACAAUUAUUGAGACUGAUACUUUUUUUGCGAAAUCUCAUUUGUAACUUUUUUGUCAAAUGUUUAUACAAACCAGUCACUUCUAGCCUUGGCAAUUGACAACUGUCUUCAUUACAUUAUUUAAACUGAGAGCAAACAAGUAAAAAAUCCAAGUUUAUUUUCUGUAAAUCUCAAAUUAACUCAAUAUGUGGUAUCUGGAGUUAUAUAUAUGUACGGGUUUCACGGGAUAAAUUAGAAGACAUUUUCUUCUCCAAACACUGAAGACCUGAGGUCUGGAACUAUAUAUUAAUAGUUGAUCUAUUUCCUUAGAGUUGCCCAUUCACUUUACCUAGUAAAACUACUUGUCGAUA